GAGGCAGAAUUUAAUAAGAUUUUUAUUAAAAGGAAAAGAAAAAACAGCCCAAAAAAUCCUUGAAAACACAGAGAAACAUAGUAAGGGCUUAGCCUCAUUAAACUCUUGUUAAAAAAAUCUAAAAGGAAAGACCUUGACAAGAAAAAAGAGUACUCAACUACAAAACAAAAGAUAGAAAGGUGAGAUGAGGAUAUUUCAGAAGCUCCAGUCGAACCAUUGCCCAUAAAUACCCCCGGCUCACUAACAAAGAAAGGGUUAUUGACGCAGAAUAAAUGGACGGACAAAAGGAUUGCGUGUGCUAAGAAGAAGAUGGCGACAAGUUUGUCUCUUAAAAGCAGAAGAGACUAGUGCAGUCCAGUAAUUAAGUAAAGAAAUGGAUGGCCACGCAAUAAUGGUUUCAUUUCACCUGCAAGGGCACAUCAUCCCCUUCGUAAACCUCGCCCUUAAACUUGCUUCCAAGGGCUUCUCUAUCACCUUCGCCCACCUCGACUUCGUCCACCAACAAAUCUCCCAAUCUCAACGCAACCCCACUCAAACCGACAUCUUCGCCGCUGCACGCAGCUCCGGCCUCGACAUCCGCUACACAACCUUCAGCGAUGGCUUCCCGCUCGAUUUCGACCGCGACGGCGCCAAUUUCGACCAGUACGUGGAGUAUUACCGCGAUGGAUUUCCGGAUAUAGUUGAUCAACUAGUUGCCAAAAUAUUGCACUCUCAUCCUUCAACUGCAGCUUCUAAUUAUUUCUUGAUUGCUGAUACCUUCUCCGUUUGGCCGGAGAAAAUCGCCAAGAGAUAUGGCCUCGUGAAUGUGUCUUUCUGGACGGAGCCGGCCUUAGUUUUCAGCUUGUAUUAUCACUUGGAACUUCUCAGGGGAAAGGGCCACGUCCCCGUCGACGGUCGCCGUGAAAUGGUAGACUACGUGCCCGGCGUCGACUCCAUCAAUACCAAAGAUUUCAUGUCGUAUUUACACGAUACAGAGCUGGAGGUGAUACACGACGUUAUUUUCCGGGCGUUUGAUGCAGUAAAAAGCGCUGAUUUCAUACUCUGCAACACCGUGGAAGAGCUCGAAGCAGACACAAUAUCAGCUUUGCAGCAGAAGCAGCCGUUCUAUGCUAUCGGCCCCCUUUUUCCGGCCAACAACUCCAUCGCCAAGAGCCUUAUGCCCGAAGCCGACUCCGCGGAUUGGCUCAAUUCGAGGCCGCCGGGAUCGGUUUUGUACGUUUCAUUCGGUAGCCUGGCCACGACCGAUCGGAGCGUGAUUCACGAAAUCGCCGGCGGCCUUUUACUGAGCGAGGUGAACUUCAUGUGGGUUAUUCGACCUGGAAUGGUGAAUUCCGGUGGUGGAGUUCUGCCGGAAGGAUUUGAAGAUACGACGAGAAAGAGAGGGCUGAUGGUGCCGUGGUGCAGCCAGAAUGAGGUGCUGCGCAACCCGGCCAUCGGCGGAUUCUUGACUCAUUGUGGAUGGAACUCCAUUCUUGAGAGCGUGUGGUGUGGGGUUCCGAUGAUUUGCUAUCCGUUGUUUACGGAUCAAAUCACGAAUAGGAAACUGGUGGUGGAUGAUUGGAAGGUGGGGAUUAAUCUGUGCGAGGGAGAAGGCAUUAUUAACAAGGAGGAAGUUGCAGAGAAGAUAGAGUUUGUGAUGAGUGAAGAAAGGUCAGAAGAGUUGAGACAGCAAAUGGAGAAAGUGAGAAGGACACUUGAAAAUGCAACGAGCGUGGAUGGAUCAUCCAACCGAAACUUUGAUGGUUUUGUUGAGGAUGUGUGCCACGAAAUUUUUAGAAGGCAGUGAAUAUGGUUUGUAAAUAGGUUUAAACAUUUGGACCUCUUGAGAAACUAGUUGUAUUCCAAAGCAUUCUGUUUCACUUGAAAUAAAAACUAUCACCCAAACUUGGCGUUUGAUUCUGAAAAA
Salvia miltiorrhiza (redroot sage) is the source of this 1906-nucleotide messenger RNA. Its product is annotated as UDP-glycosyltransferase 86A1-like. Gene Ontology annotation, molecular function: UDP-glycosyltransferase activity. The record is from RefSeq and is a predicted model, not a curated record. NCBI's taxonomy places the organism in Eukaryota, Viridiplantae, Streptophyta, Magnoliopsida, Lamiales, Lamiaceae. The coding region runs from base 374 to 1786 and encodes 470 amino acids. The transcript has a single exon.